Messenger RNA from Octopus sinensis (East Asian common octopus), 1775 nucleotides. Its product is annotated as tetraspanin-18. The transcript has 9 exons. Bases 146 to 1423 code for a protein of 425 amino acids. Gene Ontology annotation, cellular component: membrane. The record is from RefSeq and is a predicted model, not a curated record. Lineage: Eukaryota; Metazoa; Mollusca; Cephalopoda; Octopoda; Octopodidae.
UGUAUGAUAGGGAUGAUGUGAAUAGUGGGGGGAUGAAGAUGUGAGCCCUUUAGUGAUGGGAUUAGCGUGAGGAGUGGAGUAAGAAAGUGUGUAAUAAAGAGGAGAGAGGGAGGAGAAUAGAACUUGCGAGUCGUCCCUCACCUCGAUGCUAGGUGUCGCUCUACAUCUGCAAACUUUUUUAUUUCCGCUGUUGUGGCGAGAGAUGAGGGUCGGACCUAAGGAGUCGUCACCUUCGAAACUGAGGAAUUACCCGUUAUCUAGUAGUAGUGGAGGUAGUAUUAGCAGUGGUACUACAGCAACGACUGCUACUACUGGAAAUGUACCAGUGAACGUUUACGUCGAUGACAAUGAUGAUGACGAUGAUAUAAUGUCUCUCAAGAAGCAAGCAUCAACUGUUGAAGAGAAUCAUAUGGAUGAUAGCAAAACUCGAAUCCGACAGUCUGAUGAUCAAGAUCGUUGUACCAUCUGUUUACGCAAUGUUCUUCAUUGUUACAAUGUUUUUAUUCUGAUAUUAGGCUGUGGUGCCUUGGCAGUUGGAAUUUGGUACUUGGUUACGGAAUACAGUGCACGAGAAGUAUCUGUAGUAGUUGGAGAAGAAUGGUUCGAAGUAGCAACAUACCUCUUGAUAGGUGCUGGUGGCACAAUAGCGCUGCUGGCGUUUUGUGGCUGCUGUGGUACAAUGAGGGAGGAUAAAUGUGUGCUAGGCUUUUAUAGUGGAACACUGUCUUUUAUGCUGCUGUUUCUCACUGUUUCCUGUGGGAUGGCAUUUUACUUCAGAAGACAGGUAGGUGAAAUUGUAACCAAAGACAUAGUGAAACACAUGACCAACACUAUAGAACAACAGUAUGGUCUGGACACACGGACAAACUCUAAUAAUAAACUGGUUACUGAUGCCUGGGAUUCAUUACAGAGGCAGCUGCAGUGUUGUGGAAUCAAAGGGGGUGAAAAUAGUUCCUUCUCGUGGAGUGUGUAUAAACUACGAAGUGAAUGGUACCGCCGCAAUCCAGAGCAAUCUCCAUACGUGCCAAGAAGUUGUUGUAAAAAAGACUCAAAUGAGAAACGGUGUACUGGUGAAAUCCGAAUGAGGGCACCACCUGCGCUAGGACCACCCAUAGGCAAAAAUGACCAACGAAAUGAUGACUUAAAUACCGAAGGUUGCCUGGACAAAAUACGGGAACACUUGAUCAAAAGGGCUAUAAUUCUUGGUUUAGUUGCUGGCUCUAUUCCAAUAUUAUUAGCCGUUGGUAUUUGGUGUCCUGUUGUUUGUGUUUCCGAGUUCGGCAAAAUUCAGAAGAGGAUGAGAUUGAUCUAUAAUAGUAGGAGCUUGCUCCUGACACACCUUCCAUUGACUCUUAACUCAUUAAAAGCAAAAGCAGAAAAAAAUAUGUCUACUAAAAGCUAUAUAGAGAGCCGGUUUCUAUGACGAUCAUCACCAGAAAGUGUUAAAAAAUGAGAUCGUAACACCCAAAUAUGCUAAAGUGAGCGAUUCAUCGUCGUUGUCUCCCUCCAGUAUUUUUAUGAGAAACAAACAAACAAAAUGAGCAGGAGAGCAAGAAAAAUUCAACAUGAUGGGGAGGAGAUGAAUAUAUGGUUGGUUAGUCUUUGAAAAAUGCCGGUAAAUGUUUGUUUUGGACCAUUUUUAGCCCAAGAACAAAAUGAAAAAACACACCAAAAGACUCGUUCUUUGAAGAAGAGCAGAAGUGGUCGUUCUCAGAAAUUCUUGCUUGUCUUCUCAACAUUAUUCUCUCAUUCUCAUAUUUCCUUUUGAAACAUUU